CAACCAUCAAGAACAUGAAAUUUCGGGCAACGCACAUCUCGACGUGCAUAGUGUUAUUUAGUCAAGGAAAAAUAACUUUGCUUGCAUGAUAAGAUUGUUAGGUGAGCAAACCACGAUUAAUUUUGCCUUUACUUUAUAAAAAACCAGAAGUAAGGCAAACUAUCAUUGUUACCCCCAGAAAAUGGCAGUGUCUAUAUCCAGAAAAAGACCAAAAUCAUCAUCUAGAAAUCUAGAAGCUAAACAAUCUUACUUUGGCCUUACAAUCCUCUACAACUAUCUUAGUAGAAUUUCUGCUCUAGUCUUCCUCAUAAUCCUUAUCUACAUGUGGUCUUCCUUCUCUACCUUAAUAACAGGAAACAUCAUUCAUGUUUGCUUUUCCACAAGGAAAAUCGAUAACCUCUAUUGUCUGUCUGCAGGUACUCACCCCUCCUUUGAAAUACCAACCUCCACAAACAAUAAUAUCUCUACUAUUACCCCUGGAAUUGAUCAGGGUAAUGCAACUGCUGAACCUGUCAACUUUCCAUAUACCCCACAUCCGGUUACUGCUGCUAGUAGACUAGUUAUCAAUGAUACAGAUGAGAGGGUUGCAAAUGCUGUUAAGGUCGUUGAGGAACAAUUGCAAGUCCAUAGAUCCUGGAGGUCAAAGUCAAACAAAAACUAUGCAACUUGUGAUGGUAAUGGAAUAUACGUUUAUGACUUGCCAUCCAAGUUUAACAAGGACUUGGUGGGUCAAUGCCGUGACAUGGUUCCGUGGCAGGACUUCUGCAGCUAUUUAAGUAACGAGGGGUUGGGUGAGCCAAUAGCCAAGCUUGGCAAAGGAUGGUACAAGACUCAUCAGUACUCGCUUGAACUCAUAUUUCAUUCCAGAGUCUUGAGGCAUCCUUGCAGGGUUUCUGAUGAAACGGUUGCAAAGCUAUUCUAUGUUCCAUUCUAUGGUGGUUUGGAUAUCUUGCGAUGGCAUUUCAGGAACGUGUCAAAUGAUGUGAAGGACAGUUUGAGUCUGGAAUUGGUGAAGUGGCUUGAGAGACAAGGACCGUGGAAAAGGAAUUCAGGUAAGGAUCAUGUGUUUGUGUUGGGUAAGAUUUCGUGGGAUUUUAGGAGAAGCAGUGAGUCUCCUUGGGGGACUAGAUUGUUAGAACUUGACAAAAUGCAAAACCCCAUUAAGCUCUUGAUUGAAAGACAACCUUGGCACGUCAAUGACAUCGGAAUUCCUCACCCAACCAAUUUCCACCCACAUUCAGACAAUGAUAUAAUCUCCUGGCAACUGAAAAUCAUUAGAUCAAACCGCAAAAACCUUGUGAGUUUUGCUGGAGCAGCACGGGCUAAUGCAGAGGACAACACUAGGUCAGCAUUAAUCAACCAAUGCACUUCAUUAGGUGAUGGGAAAUGUCAUUUUAUGAAUUGCAGUUCUGUUAAGUGUGGUGAGGCUGAGUCAGUAAUAGAACUUUUUGUGGAGUCUGAGUUUUGCCUACAGCCCCCAGGAGAUAGUCCAACAAGAAAAUCUGUUUUUGAUUCGCUCAUAUCAGGUUGCAUCCCUGUUCUCUUUGAUCCUUUCACAGCUUAUUACCAAUAUCCUUGGCACUUGCCCCAUGACCAUGAUAAGUACUCCGUGUUUAUGGACAAAAAAGAGUUGACACAAAUGAAUGUGGUGGAGAGACUGGCCAACAUUUCGUUAAGAGAGAGAGAAAACAUGAGGAGAUAUAUUGUAUACGAACUGUUGCCUGGAUUGGUAUAUGGGAAUUACAACGCUGAGCCUGACAAGUUUCAGGAUGCGUUUGCCAUUACAAUGAACAAUCUGUUUGAGAGGGUUAGCAUGUUGGAGCAACCACACAAGGAUUGA
Vigna umbellata (rice bean) is the source of this 1840-nucleotide messenger RNA. Its product is annotated as xyloglucan-specific galacturonosyltransferase 1. Gene Ontology annotation, molecular function: glycosyltransferase activity. The record is from RefSeq and is a predicted model, not a curated record. Lineage: Eukaryota; Viridiplantae; Streptophyta; Magnoliopsida; Fabales; Fabaceae.